CGAGCCUUUCCCCUCCCUCUUUGUGGCCUUCGCUUCCAGACAUCCUUCCACACACAGCCGGGCUUGCUUUAAAUUGAAAAAAAGAAAGAAAGAAAAAAAUAAAAAUCAAGGAAACCCUGCGCCCUUCACCCCCGCCCCCCCGUCCCCGUCCUCCUGAGAUCUGCCCCUGCUCACGCACCCCCAUCAUCAUCGGGGGUCGGCUCUUUGAUUUUCUUUGCAGAUUUCCCGCGGGGACGCGAGGCAAAGCUCCCUAACCACAGACCCGGAACACCAUGAAUAUAUUCCGCUUCCUGGGAGACUUCUCUCAUCUGUUAGCUAUAAUUCUCCUGCUUUUGAAGAUCUGGAAGACAAAAUCAUGUGCUGGGAUUUCUGGGAAGAGUCAAGUUCUCUUUGCCAUUGUCUUCACUACACGGUACCUAGACCUAUUUACCAACAGCAUCUCAUUGUACAACACCUCCAUGAAGGUGGUUUAUAUUGCAUGCUCUUACACUACAGUGUGGAUGAUCUAUAGCAAGUUCAAGGCCACCUAUGAUGGCAACCAUGACACUUUCCGAGUGGAGUUCCUGGUCGUUCCGACAGCUGUGUUAGCUUUCUUUGUGAACCAUGAUUUCAUUCCCCUAGAGAUUCUCUGGUCUUUCUCUAUCUUUCUGGAGUCAGUGGCUAUUCUGCCACAACUCUUCAUGGUCAGUAAAACAGGUGAGGCAGAGACCAUCACAAGCCACUAUCUCUUUGCCUUGGGUGUCUAUCGUGCUCUCUACCUGUUCAACUGGAUUUGGCGUUACCAGUUUGAUGGAUUCUUCGACCUCAUAGCCAUUGUGGCUGGCUUGGUGCAGACCAUACUCUACUGCGAUUUCUUCUACCUCUACAUCACAAAAGUUCUAAAAGGCAAGAAGUUGAGUUUGCCAGCAUAGUUCAGAUGUAGACUACCAGAAGAUUCUUUGGUGAAGAAAGAUGCGGGGAAUCCUUCACAAGCGAUUAGGCAUGGAUUUUUUAAAAAAAUCAAAACAUCCAACCUCGUUAGUCACCUGUUGGGUUUCUUCCUGCGACCUGAACUUUUAUCUAAGCGUAUGAUUUUGGACAAACAGUGGAUGGCCCUUCUGCUCAACAGACUGAUAUAGAUGGAUGUGAAGUGGGUACAGCUUGGAUUCCACCAAAUAAUGGCUAAUCCCAGUUAAUAAGUAGAUUGUAGAUUUCUAAAGUCCCUUUUUGAUAAGUCUUCUCAGUUUGUACACUCUUGACUCUCACUUUGAAUCAGCACUAGCAGGAUUUUUAUUUUAAAAGGACAUCUUUUGCUUUCCACUCAUGCCUUGGUGUGUUGUGCUGACAACUGUUAAGAAUCUAAGCUUUCCUCUUUUUGAGGGCCUACUGCCGUGGAACGAUCCAGAAAAAACAGGAGUGCUUACAAAGUUAGUGUGUUUCAUUCAGAGAAUGACUAGGGAGGAGGUCUCCUUUCUUAGAAUACUGUCAAAACAAACCCAUUCUCCUUCAAAUAUUAUUUUGUUUCCUCUUCAUUUUGUAUAUUGACAGUAUAAUCCUCAUCCACUUCAAAUAUAACGGAAAAGCAAGCCUCCCUUCCCCAAGUUAAUUAGUGCCUUUGUGGUAAGGGUUGGAAUUUAAAUAAUAAAAAAGACUGUUUUGUUGCCUGUU
Molecule: messenger RNA, 1647 nt
Organism: Pogona vitticeps (central bearded dragon)
Lineage: Eukaryota; Metazoa; Chordata; Lepidosauria; Squamata; Agamidae
Gene: KDELR1
Product: KDEL endoplasmic reticulum protein retention receptor 1
Biological process (GO): protein retention in ER lumen
Cellular component (GO): membrane
Molecular function (GO): ER lumen protein retrieval receptor activity
Source: RefSeq, a predicted model, not a curated record